This is a messenger RNA of Labeo rohita (rohu), 3242 nucleotides long. RefSeq lists its product as uncharacterized. The transcript has 9 exons. NCBI's taxonomy places the organism in Eukaryota, Metazoa, Chordata, Actinopteri, Cypriniformes, Cyprinidae. The coding region runs from base 1 to 2802 and encodes 933 amino acids. The record is from RefSeq and is a predicted model, not a curated record.
AUGGAUGAGGAGACAGAGGAUCUCUCUGGGACACAACCACUAAGGAAUGUGGAAGACCAAAGUGCUGAGCUACCAGAUGACCCUCAAAGUGGACCCUCCACUGAUCUAUUGAAAUCCAGUGCAUCUUUCCUUUCCUGCUCCCCUGCCCCUGGUUCAGCCGUUUCUGCCCUGCAAUCUAAAGUCAAAGCAGUGUCCCAGAGAAAGCUAAAGGGGACUGAGAGAGAUGAUCUAUUACCCGAGAGUUCCACAGAAGAAUCAGCGAAGAAAAACCAAGAUGAUGAAGCGCUGUCUCCUUGUCAAACAGAAUACACCGAGCAGAGUAAUAAGUCAAGCCCUGAUGAUAAAGAAGUGCUGGAACCCAACUCUGGGAUGCAAGGAGAAAAACAGACUUGCAACAAAAGUGGGAAAGACAGCCCAUCUCAAGGUACACCAGAAAUGUCACGUGGACUUUGUGAAGGGUCUAGCCUAGAGAACAUUGCAGUGGGUGUAGCUGGUGAGCCUCAUGGGGACAUUGCAAUGAAGUCUACAACGUCUUCUCCCAGGCACUGGGCUCCUCCCAAGGGCUUUUGGCGAGUGGCACGACCUGAGACGUUACUUCUCAAUUCAGAGAGUUCCUCCACACUGGCGAUUCCAAAGGAUGUACCACCCACAACUGAAGAGGGUAUGAAACGGAAGCCAAAACUAAAGACUGUGGGUGCAGUUGUUCACAAGGAGCUGCAAAAGUCCGACAGCUUGGAAAGUGCUUUUCAUAGGUGUCUCCAGAAAGAGACUGGAACAGCAGAACCAGUUGGUGGGCUGUGGAAGGCAGACAGUUGGGAGACUGUGUGCUUCCGGGGAGGGUCUUUGUCUAUUGCAGAGAAGGUUGAGAUGAACAAGACAUACCUGAACAAAUACCAGGCUGAUGCCAUUGAGAGCACAACUUCCAUGCAUGCAGAAGGACAGUACCAACCACCAAAGGAGCCACACAGAAAUUUACCUCCCUACAAAGUAGGUGAUUGGGACUCAGCAAUCAUCACAAAGGACCCUGUGUUUAACUAUAGGCCGCUGAUCUCCACAACUGAAGUAACUCUUAGUCCACGUCAUGAACAAGCAAAGCGUCUGUUAGAAAGAGCUCGAUUCAAAGCACGUUCUCAAAACCCUAAGAGUGAAACCCCCAUCUGCCUUGGCCAAAGAGAGGGCCUGGAGGUUUUACCAAUCAGUAUGUCAUCUACACUGCACAGUGCUGUACUUGUUACAGCUCAGGAGGAGGUUACUUCACCUGUUCAUUCACCAGACAUCCGGGGCAGGAACCAUGAGCGUGGGGUGCGCUCACGCCGGUAUGGCCAGUCGCCCACGCGAGUACGUUUCGAAGACGAGUCAGAAAAGGAGGCUGAGCGGCGAUACCUGGAGCGGGUGCGUGAACGUGGGCCAGUUGUGGCUGAGAAAACCCAUUCCACCCAAAAGGCAGAACCGGGGUACAACAUGCCAGAGGAAAGCAUGGGAGCGGCAAUAAACUGGGUAAAUGUUGGUAUCCCCGUGGCCAUAUUAACCAAGGAGGGAGAGUGUCUGGCUGCCAUGGUGCCAAAGGAUGAAAUUCUCAGGACAUGUGAAGCCUGUGGAAGCUUCUUGGGACCUGCACAGAACAAAGAUUGUCAUGCCCAAUCAACGCACAGUUUAGUAGACUCUCAGGAGAAGGCAGCUCCUCGAUGGGUCACCCCUGGUCAGUCAUGUCGCCGAACCAUCCACCCGACCUGCAAGGAAAAUAUCGUUUUCACUGGAGGAGUCAGCCUGGCAGAAAGUGUGGGGCGGGGAGGUGUAGGAGGUGCAGGAGAGAGCACGUCAGCUUUUGGGAAGCUUCGAAGAAGAAGCAGGAAAGGGGAAAGCAGAGGUGAAAGCGGUAGUGGUCCAUAUGCUCGAAGUCAGGAUUUAUGGGCUCAGAGAAGGAACUCCAAAACCAGGUCAAGUCUGGAGGAUAAAACUACUCGUUCUAAAGUGAAGACACAUGCACAAGGUGCUACAGAAACCUCACCUGAUCUUGAGAAUAAAGAUCUCUCUAGCAAUGUCAAGGACUCUCCUCCCCAUCUCCCCAUCAAAUCAGCUCUGAAAUCAGGUUCCAAGAGUCGGCCGACAGGGCAAAGGGUGGUCAAGCUAAUGCCCUCGGUUCAGUACCGCCUCAUUCACCUUGACCACAAGCUGGAUGGGAGCUCCCACCACGAAAACAUACAACCUGAAGAGCACCUCACUGUCACUCUCAGUGCCUCCCCUCAGGAUCAUCCCGUCACCUCAGGGCUGACUACUUGCACCAGACCAUCUUCUCUCAGGUAUUCUGCAUCUGUGCUAACCACAGACCUUCAGGCUCUAACAAUAUGGGACCCUGCAGGGGACCUAGUCUCAGGUCAUUUGGCAGGUGAGGGUGUCUGCAAGGAUCCCAGAAGCGCUUGCACAGCACCUGUUCCCUCAGAUUGCCGCCCGGCUUUGAGAGCAGUGGGUACAUCAAAGGCAGAAGACCUGAGGUCAGAACUUCUGAGAGCAGAGCACCGAAAAGCUGAAAUACACUGGGAUGACAGUGUAGUUUUGUCUAGGAAAGCAGGGGAGCGAGAAGGGCGGCCUAAGCUAUCUCUCCGUCGCUUUUUCUCAUCCAUGGGACUGAACAGUAUGGGUAAACUGGUGAAGGGAAGCCGGUCCAACAGCAUGGAGCACCUGUGUUUCCCCGCUGCCCGGUACAAUUCUGCAAGUCCUACACACAGAGGCCUAGUCCCUUUGAAGAGGACCCCCCUCUCUCCAGUCUCUCCACACAGAGUCUCCUUUGGCUCAGUUACGUAAAGCAUCUUCUGUCCAGAGCCUACAGUCCCCAAAGAGGAAGUUUGAACGUUCCACUAUUUUAGGAGAGUUACCACUGCCACUGAGUUUGGCACCGAGGGAGCUUCAGAAGGAAGAAAACAUAGAGGAGUCACUAGAGGAUUCCCGAGGAGCAGGUCCACUAGGGCGGCUGGUGCAGGCCUUUCCUGAUGGGACUUUACUGAUAGAACUUACCAGACCUGCCAACAAUGGACCCUUUGGCUUUGUCAUCUCCAGAGGCAAAGGAAGACCUGACUCAGGUAUAUAUGUGGAACGGGUUGGAGAAAGUACCACAGAGAACAUCUACACUGGACUCCUGGGUGUUGGAGAUGAGAUUCUAGAAGUCAAUGGGGAAAUUGUUGCUGGACUGACCCUAGAUCAGGUUACACGCCUCAUGACCCGUGACAGCAAAGCCAAGAUCCGGA